AUGGGCUACUCAAGUUUUUUCUUUACUUCCUUUUUUCUUCUUCUUGCUGUGGUGACCAAGGAAGAACCUCUAGUUCCUGCAUUGUUCAUCUUUGGAGACUCUAUUGUUGAUGUUGGCAAUGGCAACAAUCUACCUUCUAUUGCCAAAGCAAACUUCCUUCCCUACGGAAGAGACUUUGUCACUCACACUCCAACUGGAAGAUUCUCCAAUGGAAAACUUACCAUAGACUUUGCAUCUGAAAUUGUUGGAUUUGCCUCUUACCAACCGGCUUACCUCAACUUAAAAGUCAAAGGAAAAAACCUCUUGAAUGGUGCCAACUUUGCAUCAUAUGGUACUGGUUACCACCAGUCUACAGCCACAUUAUACCGUACACUUUCAUUAAACCAACAAUUGAUAUACUACUCAGAUUGUCAAAAGGAAUUGGUGAAAGCAGUUGGGCAAUCAAGUGCAUCAUCAAUUAUAGCUGAUGCAGUAUAUGUUGUUGUCGCUGGGACCGGUGAUUUUGCACAAAAUUAUUACCUAAAUCCAUUUCUCAACAAAGUCUUUACGCAUGAUCAAUUCUCAAACAUUAUUAUACAAUGCUAUUCCAAUUUCAUCCAGAAAUUAUAUGCACUAGGAGCAAGGAAGAUUGCUGUAUCAACAUUACCUCCGAUAGGUUGCUUGCCUUUUAUCAUCACCCUAUUUUCCCCUCACAGCAACAAAUGUGUGGAAAUGCUAAACAAUGUCGCUAUUGACUACAAUAUAAAGCUCAACUCGACUUCUGAGAAACUGCUAAAAAUGCUUCCUAAUCUCAAUUUGGUUAUCCUUGAUAUCUAUGAACCAUUAUAUAAACUUAUCACCAAGCCUACUGAUUAUGGAUUUUUUGAAUCAAGGAAGGCUUGUUGUGCAACAGGCUUGAUAGAGAUUGCUAUAUUCUGCAAUCAAAAGUCCAUAGGAACAUGUGCUAAUGCGUCUGAAUAUGUAUUUUGGGAUGGUUACCACACUUCACAAGCUGCAAACAAGUUUUUAUUUGAUCAUGUGAUUCCUAUUUUCAGCUCCCUUAUAAAUACUAAUCGAACACUUCUCUAGUCAUACUCAGAUUUGGUAUCUUAAAAUGAUGGUAGCUAGCAGCACUUGUUGUAUGAACCUGGUUUCUGUAAAAGAUAAUAAAAGAAGCUGCAACUAGCUAGUAGCAUUGAAAUAAUCGUGCGUUUGUAUUUGCACACCACAUUACCAAACAUAUGCUAUAUUUCUCUAAACUUUAUGUAUUUGUAUGCUUCACUACUAUUUCAUGCAUU
Molecule: messenger RNA, 1277 nt
Organism: Cicer arietinum (chickpea)
Lineage: Eukaryota; Viridiplantae; Streptophyta; Magnoliopsida; Fabales; Fabaceae
Product: GDSL esterase/lipase At5g22810-like
Molecular function (GO): hydrolase activity, acting on ester bonds
Source: RefSeq, a predicted model, not a curated record